AUGGUCGACGAUGAUGGUCUAGUCCUACCGACUUCUGCUGGUCCGCCAGUGUAUCUCGCAAAUGGACAUAGCACGAACGGACCACCUCUCAUCCGGCAACUACCACCGGCUUUACCUCCCCGUAUCGUAAAAUCAGUCGAGGACGCAGAAGAAGAAGAUCGAAUGGCAGCUGAGUUGGAGCUCGAGAAGAAGAUCGAGAGAGAAAGGAUCGUUAAAGGUCUGAAUAAUGAUGAUCUCAACGCACUUUUACGCAUGUUCGAUAAGCAAGUACAAAACGUUCACAUCUGUACGCCAUCGGAACAACAUGAAAUUGCAGCAGGUCUUGAUAUGCAGCCCUCUGCUCAAGAAGAGUUUACGUUAGACAAAAUGAGGAGCAAUCUAGAGCGUUUCUAUGCUUCAGUUGGUAUGGGUCUGCUAAGAGCGGUGUUGGAAGUGCAGAGGAUACGGAAGUGGGAAGAAGGCGGGUCUCGAUCCCUUGUGGCAUUACUUGUAUACUCCCUAGCUUGGUAUAACAAUCAAAUAUUCACUACACUGCUUCUGUUCUUCGCUACUCUAAUCCUUGUACCAUCUUCUCGAUCUUACUGCUUCUCCGCUCCCAUGAACAGUGAUAUCAAAGAAGAGCAAGACGCAUCAGGUUUAUCGGCAUCAGAGGAUAAGGCGAAUAAAUGGGCAGAUUCAGUGACGCAAGUAAUCACUUCCUUUGCUACUCCUGGUGGAGGAGGCAAAGGAGGACAAAAUGUAGAGAAGCAAGUUACGGAAGAAGUAAAUGGAGUAAUAGUAAAAGACAUGCGUAAGAAAGAGGAUGUCAAUGAUAUGAAAGAUAAAAGCGAUAAAGAAAAAGCAAUUAUACUUUACGCUAGACCUACAAUGAGGAUCAUAGGUGGAUUGGCUGAUAAAUGGGAAAGGAUAGCAAAUGCACUCGAACCAACACCGCCGUUCGCACUCGAACCUGGUCGGAUGAGAGUAUUCUGUUGGCUUAUAGCACCGUUACUUCUUGUCUCAAUGUUCGUUUCUGAACGGAUGUUCUCUCGGGUGUUUGGUCUAUUAUUUGGUUUUGUGAUGUUUGGACAACCGAUAAUCAGCUGGAUCAAUGACGAGCUCAAUCGCCGGUACCCUCAUUGGUUCCAAACUAUCAUUCUCCAGUACAACAUACUGUCUGAUGUCCCAACAAAUACGCAACUUGUACUUCGUCUACUUCGAGACGCCGAACAUAAACGAAGACCGUUGCCUCCGCCACCCCAUAAAGAAGGUGACGCCGAUUCUCAAACUCCACCAGAAAGUACCGGAGAUGAUGAUGUUUCAGAUGAUCAAGCGCCAAAAGAGCAGACAAUGCAGAAAUCAAUGAGUCAAACGAAGGAGAAGGUGACUCAAAAUUUCCGGACCAAGAUUCGUCGUGGAUGGGAUAAGGCUGGUUGGCUGAAAGAAGAAUCCUUUGCUUGGAUCAGUGGACAUAAAACACCUGAUUAUGAACGUAUAGCCAAAACAACUUUGGACAAGCUUAAAGUCUCUCAUGAUGCGAAACCUGUUAAAGCAAUACUUCAACGCCUACCCAGUGGCGUGAACGAAAGCUCACCGGAUACUCCUUCCCGUUACUACGUUCAUCAUGUCAAACAUGGUCCGGGUCAUCUCAUCAUUCAUCCCCCGACUGUGCCUAUUCGGGGAGACGACCCAUUCACACCUGCUCGAAUCACCUUCACAACAAUUCGACGAGUUUCAGCAUCUAGGAAUAUUAGCGUAGAUCCAGAUGAAGAUUCCAAAAAGGGUAAUUUGACAGUCAGUAUCAAUGAUGUCGUAGCUCUCAAAAAGGAAGGUAUGAGUUGGCCAAGGCGAGCCAUAACUUCCUGGGCGUUAGAUACGCAGGGAGCAGGUGGGACAGGUCUUGAAAUUAAAAUUGUAAGAAGGGGUAUGCCACAGAUACAGAAUGCCAAUGAAGAAUCUGAAGAUGGACUUUUACAGAAGAAUACCGAAGGUAAAGAAGAAGUUAUCAAGUUGAAAUCUAUUGUAAGAAGAGAUGAGCUAUUCAGUCGUUUGCUAAGUAUAGGAGAACAAAGAUGGGAGUUGUUGUGA
Molecule: messenger RNA, 2067 nt
Organism: Kwoniella shivajii
Lineage: Eukaryota; Fungi; Basidiomycota; Tremellomycetes; Tremellales; Cryptococcaceae
Exons: 9
Coding region: 1-2067 (688 amino acids)
Source: RefSeq, a predicted model, not a curated record